UAUCUACCUUGCAGAUCACAGGGAGCUCGGAACUCGCUUUAUGCCAUAAUGGACGGCACCACUGGCCGCUACAUCCUCCUCCCCCUCUUGAUCAUCUCCACUGCUUCACGGAUCGUGUUUUCGCUUGCGGCAGACACCCUGUUGCCAUCCCAAUCCCUCCGAGAUGGACAAACGCUUGUCUCUGCCAACAAGACCUUCGAAUUUGGCUUCUUCAGUCCCGGCAGCUCGACCAACCGCUAUGUCGGCAUAUGGUAUCACAAAGUGCCAAAGCAAACGCUGGUAUGGGUGGCUAACAGAGACAACGCGAUCGCAGACAAAUCCGGUGUGCUCAUGUUCGACGACAACAAUGGGGAUCUCAUACUUUUAGACGGCAGGGGUAGCUCAUCCGUAUUGGCCUCCGGUCUUGGGACGAAUAACAGGGAAGCGACCAUCCUGGAUUCAGGCAAUCUUGUUUUGAGGAGUAGCGAUAACACGUCGAUGGUCUCGUGGCAGAGCUUCGAUCAUCCUACUGAUACUUUCCUCCCCGGUAUGAAGCUUGGACUGAAUCGCCGGCAGAACCGGUUGCUUACGUCAUGGAAAAGCAAAGAUGAUCCUGCUCGCGGAGAUUUUUCUUUAGGCUUCGAUCCUACCGGCAAGCCCAAGUUCCUUAUCUGGAAGAAAGGGACUACUUAUUGGAGCAGUGGGGAUUGGGACGGGGAAAUAUUCAACUUGAUUCCUGAGAUGGCUUCAAACGACAUCUACUUUUUUGAAUUCGUCAGUGACGAACACGAACUGUACGUCACUUACUCUAUCAAGGAUGACUCUAUCAUUUCAAGAUUCAUUAUCGGUAUUUCAGGUCAAAUCCAGCAAAUGAGAUGGGUAGAGAACAAAACAUCGUGGAUGAUGUUCUGGGCUCAACCACGCACCCAAUGCAAUGUGUAUGACCUCUGCGGGGCAUUUGGCGUUUGCAAUGAAGCGAUACAACCAAAGGCUUGCGACUGCUUGCCUGGUUUUCAGCCAGCAUCUUUGCAAGAUUGGACUGAAGGAAGCACAGGAGGAGGGUGCCUCAGGAAAACCAGCUUGCAGUGCGAGAGCGGAGAAAAGCCAGAUAAGUUUGUGGAGAUGCCCCAUAUGAAGUUUAAUGCAAAUGCAACUAAAUUGGAUGUUUCAGAUGCCAAAGACUGUGAAUCAGCCUGCCAUAAACAUUGUAACUGUACCGCUUAUGCCUUCUCCGGAGGUUGUAGCUUAUGGCAAGGGGACCUUGUAAAUCUGCAACAAGUCGACGGUGGUGAAAACAUCAACAUUGGAACUUUGUACAUUCGAGUUGCUGAUUCCGAGUCUCAAGGAGCGCAAGUAUCUGAACCCAAGAUCUCCUCAGAUCAUAAAGGGAAAAAGAGGAAGCUGCUGCAAAUCAUGGCCUCGGUAGCAGCAUCUCUUACAUUACUCCUGUCUUGCUCUCUCGUGUGUUUUCUGUGGUUCAGAAAACGGAGAAGCAGAGACACAAAAAGGUCACACGAGGAGAAAUCAUUACUUGCAUUGGUGAAUCACUUACCAAUUAAGAUCGGAGAAGGCGACAGAGCUGCAGAGUUCUUGCUGUACCAUUUCUCAGAUAUAGAAAAAGCCACAAGCGACUUUUCAGCCGAGAAUAAGCUUGGAGAGGGUGGGUUUGGACCUGUUUAUAAGGGCCAAUUGCCAGAAGGACAGGAGAUAGCGGUCAAAAGACUUUCUGCACGUUCUGGACAAGGGCUACUCGAGUUCAGUAAUGAAAUUAUUCUCAUAGCAAAGCUUCAGCAUAGGAAUUUAGUAAGGCUAUUGGGAUACUGCAUUCAAGGAGAGGAGAAGCUACUCGUCUAUGAAUACAUGCCCAACAAGAGCUUGGACUUCUUCCUAUUCGACUCAACCAGAGGAGCCCUUCUGGACUGGAGCAAGCGCGCCCAUAUCAUUGAAGGGAUAGCUCAAGGCCUUCUUUAUCUUCACAAGCACUCCAGACUGCGUGUCAUUCACAGGGAUCUGAAAGCCAGCAACAUUCUCCUGGACGCGGACGUGAAUCCUAAGAUAUCGGACUUUGGCAUGGCCAGAAUUUUUGGCUCAAACGAAACACAAGCAAACACAAACAGAGUUGUUGGAACAUAUGGGUACAUGGCACCUGAGUAUGCUUCACAGGGUCAAUUCUCGAUCAAGUCUGAUGUCUUCAGUUUUGGUGUUCUGCUCCUGGAGAUCGUAACUGGAAAGAGAAGUGCAGGUUUUCAUCAAUAUGGGGGGAAUGCACUCAACCUUCUGGGUCAUGCAUGGGAACUAUGGAAAGCAGGUAACUGGUCGGAGCUUAUGGAUCCAUCUCUAGGCGAUGGAUGUCCAUCUUGGGAGGUGUCGAGGUGCAUUCAUGUGGCGCUCAUGUGCGUCCAAGAAAACGCUGGUGACAGGCCCACCAUGUCGGAUGUCAUCGCUAUGCUUGGUAAUGAAAGUGUCGCUUUGGCGGAUCCUAAACAGCCUGCUUUCUUCACAGUGGCAACUGCAACCGAGGCAGAACACGCAUCGAUGUUAGCUGCGAAUUGUUCUUUAAAUGAGAUGACCAUCACCACGCCGGAGGGCCGAUACAAAGAGAAUGUUUACAUGAAGGAUGACAAAGGAGACACACUAACCUCAAGCACACCUCUCAGUGACAACCAAACCUUAACCUCCGCUGGAGGAAUCUUUGAACUGGGCUUCUUCAGACCAGGCAAUUCGAGCGAGUGGUACCUGGGAAUAUGGUAUAAGGAAAUCCCAGAUCAACCAAUAGUAUGGGUUGCCAACAGGGACACUCCACUGAAUGGCUCCGUGAGAAUAUUGAAUCUUACUGCUGAUGGAAAUCUACUACUGCUCAACAAAGAUGCAAAUAUUUUAUGGUCAACGAAUACAUCGAAUGCUACUUAUCCAUUACUUCAGCUUUCAGACUCAGGAAAUCUCAUCCUGACAGGAGGAAUCCCAAAGAGCAUAUUAUGGCAAAGUUUUGAUCAUCCAUCUGACACAUUUCUGGCAGGCAUGAAGAUUGGAUUGGAUUUUUCUGCCAAGCUAGACAGACACCUUAUAUCGUGGAAGAGUAGUUCGGACCCUUCUCCAGGGAACUACUCCUAUGGGAUGGAUCCUCAUGGAGUACCAGAAGUCUAUAUAUGGGAAGGAUCUUCUCGGACCUUUCGCACUGGACCAUGGAAUGGAAAAGGUUGGAGUGGCCGUCCUGACAUGUGGACAAAUGGUGUCCUCCGGUUCCACUUUGUUAUGAACCAACAUGAGGUAUACUAUACAUUUGAAAGCUUGAACAAGUCUGUUCAUUGCCGGGCAGUUCUUGAUGCGAGUGGUGUACUGCAACGCUUGGUGUGGUCUACUGCAAGCAAUAGAUGGGAUCUUUUCUGGUUGGUUCCGGAAGACCCCUGCGAUCAAUACGCAACAUGUGGAGCUAAUGGGAUGUGCACCACCAUCUACUCACCUAGAUGCCAAUGUCUGCAGGGCUUCACUCCUAAGUCACCUAAAGAUUGGGAUCUUAGAGAGAAUUCAGAUGGUUGUGUUAGGCGAACAGGUUUAAAUUGUUCAACCGAUGGUUUUUUUCCUUUGCAAAAUGUGAAGCUGCCUGAUACUUCAAAUGCCAGCACUGAGAGCAACAAGACUCUAAAUGAGUGCCAGGACUUGUGCUUGAAGAAUUGUUCUUGCUUGGCAUAUGCUCUGAAUGGAGAGAGUAUGUGUAUAAAUUGGCUUAGUGAUCUUGUCGAUAUUAGGAUGUUUAUAGAAGGAGGUGAUGAUCUGUACAUUCGGCUUGCAGCUUCUGAAUUAGAUUCAAUAAGUAAUUCUGGCAACAAGAUAAGAUUGGCGAUUGCGGUCACUAUUCCUGUUCUGAGUUCUCUUCUGUUGCUGUGUGUUGCUUUGCUUUUAUGGUUGAAGAGAAGAAGAAGAAGGAACCAUGGUAAAGUGAUGAGUUCUCACUCCAUUGGAAGCAAAGAAAGCGAGUUAGAGUUGCCUUUAUUUGAUGUGCGUAGAAUCAAAGCUGCCACUGAUGACUUCUCCGUAGACAAGAUAUUAGGUGUGGGUGGGUUUGGCCCUGUUUACAAGGGUCAGUUGGAAGAUGGGCACGAAGUUGCUGUCAAGAGGUUGUCCAAAAAUUCCAUUCAAGGCAUAGAUGAGUUCAAAACUGAGGUUAUGUUAAUUGCCAAACUUCAACAUCGGAAUCUUGUCCGCUUACUUGGCUACUGUAUUGAGGAUGAGGAAAGAAUGCUGAUCUAUGAGUACAUGCAAAAUACAAGUUUGGAUGCUUUCAUAUUCGAUAAAAGAAAGAGCAGUCUAUUGAAUUGGCAAAAGCGCCUUGACAUCAUAAUAGGGAUUGCUCGUGGGCUUCUUUAUCUUCAUCAAGAUUCUAGGUUGAGAGUCAUUCACAGAGAUCUGAAGGCCAGCAAUAUUCUCCUUGACCAUGAGAUGAAUCCGAAAAUUUCAGACUUCGGCACAGCAAGGACAUUCAGAGCAGGCCAAACCGAGGGGAACACAAAGAGAGUAGUGGGAACAUGUGGAUAUAUGUCCCCGGAGUACGCGAUGGGCGGGCUCUUUUCAGAGAAAUCAGAUGUUUUCAGCUUUGGCGUAAUGCUACUGGAAAUCUUGAGUGGCAAGAAGAAUAAUGUGGUCCUUCAGGCAGAUCAGCGUAUAAAUCUGUUAGGACAUGCUUGGAUGCUGUGGAAACAAGGUAGAUGCUUGGAGCUGCUGGAAGAAUCAAUCGGCCACUCUUACCCUGUGUCUGAAGUGUUCAGGUGCUUCCAAGUUGGUUUAUUAUGCGUGCAAGAAGGGAGCGAAGACAGGCCAACAAUGGGAGAGGUUGUUCUGAUGCUAAGCAGUGAAUCGGUCAUGCUACCUCAACCUAAUCGGCCUGGUUUCUAUGUCACUCGGACUUCCAUAGGAGAAGAUUGCUCUCCCAGUGAGAUCACAAUGACCGAACUCGAAGGCCGUUAAAAUUACAGUGAAUUUUGUGGAAAAUUUGUAAUGUUUUCCAGGAACCAUGUACAUAUUAUUACGUUACUGGUCUUCACUAUCAGCAAUUGACCAUGGAGUUCUUCUUGUUUUUGUAAUGAUUACAACAAUCAUCGUUGAAUGUGAUGUGCCUAUAGUUGAUAA
Musa acuminata AAA Group (dessert banana) is the source of this 5103-nucleotide messenger RNA. RefSeq names its product receptor-like serine/threonine-protein kinase SD1-7. Gene Ontology annotation, molecular function: protein kinase activity; ATP binding. The record is from RefSeq and is a predicted model, not a curated record. The transcript has 15 exons. Bases 49 to 4941 code for a protein of 1630 amino acids. Gene Ontology annotation, biological process: recognition of pollen; protein phosphorylation. NCBI's taxonomy places the organism in Eukaryota, Viridiplantae, Streptophyta, Magnoliopsida, Zingiberales, Musaceae.